AUAGGCGAACAGUAAUCCUAUAAAACAUAAUAAAAAAUCCUUAAAUUGCCAUAUUCCGUAGAAAGUUGAAAUGUAUUUUACAUGUUUAUUCAGUAAGUCACAGCAGGCACAACUUCUGUAUUAUGUUGUUGUUUUUUUUCAUUUCUGUUAUCCGUUUAUUUUGUAUGAAAAAUUCUCUUUGAUUUUCCUGAUAUCACGAUUGACUUCCCUGAAAUUCCUAAGACAUUUAUAUUUAUGUCUUAGAUUCUUAUCAAACCGCUCUAUACGUUAUAUGAAAUGCCAUAAAGUUGUUAUUGAUAAAACGUAUAUUUUAUUGCACGUCAUCCUUUGAACAAUAUGCUCUAUCACGGUUUCAAAUAAGUUGCGUUACUCUCCAGUUCAGCGUUGUAUUUAAUUCAUGAUCAUAAUGCCUAUACUUUGUACUUUGUACUUUCAUUGAUUACUCUGAAAUCGUUUAUGUUGUCAAUCGCUUUAUUGACAAGAUGUACUUUUGGUUCCUGGUGACGUGUGUUUGCUUUCAUUAACAUUUAGUUUGCUUCUCAGAUGAGAACCUUGACCUUGUGCACUUGAUGUAUGCAGGGAGAACUGUCAGGAAUAUUGGACAAGAGUUUCAGUCAAGCAUUAAACGUUUGUCGUGGACUUGGUCUGCUCGACUGCAUUUGAAUCCAAAGCACUUUUUAUGUAAAAAACCGUUUGUUAACCAUAUUGAUUUGAUGAAGGACAGAAGAAACUAUGCUUGAGAUGAUCCGGUGAGAUGCAGGAGUUGUCAGGAUGGAUGGGUCUAAACUACAAGGUCUGCUUUGUCCCAUGUGCUUUGAUAUCCUCACAACGGCAAGGACUCUUAAAUGUGGACAUUCUUUCUGCAACAACUGCCUUGACGGAGAUACCGAGCAGAAGGGUACUGAAGCCAUAUGUCUUUUAUGCAGUGAGGAAAACCUUGCUAUGGGGGCUGGACAGGGAGAUGUGACCUACGAAAUGAAAUCAAAUGACAAGGGGUCUGCUGUAGGAGUAAGCGAUGAUCUUUCUGCAAUGAGCAGUCUAACUUUGGCAGGGGAAUCAACAAGUGCAGAUAAGCAAAAUUCAAAGUCUUCUGCUGAUGGUGGAACAAAGAAGGCAGGGGAACGACUGAAACCAACGAGCUCAGAAUCGGCUAAUUCUGGAACUAGUGGAAACAUUAAAGCAAAGGUUGCUUCGGUGGUCCAAAUACCACGAAGAGCGUGCAAUGUGAACGGGAUGGCAGCCACGUCGAAGGAUUCUGUAGUCGUAGGUUUCGGAUGGGAUGGGAAAGGUUCCGACUGCUUUUCCAUGUCCGGUGACAAAACUCAACAUUUGAAGCCGGCAGUGGGUAACGUAUGUGACAUUUCAUUUCUCUCUAAUGGUAACUCAGUUGUGUCACUCGGAAACAACACAGGUCGUGUGUACGACCCCGAAGGUACACAGACGGACACAAAAUACUCUUUCAUUCAGGGUUUGGGGCAUCCAUGCCUGUGUACUGAUCAGCAAGAUAACGUUUAUGUCGUCAACGGAAACCCAUCAAUUUACAUCUUCAAAGGCAACACGAAGGAUCCGCAUACCGUUGUCCCAACAGGAAAGAUUCUGCCAUUACAGGUCUGCGUCACGAAGGGCGGUGUGAUGAUCACAUCUACCGGUAAUUUCACACGCGGUCGGAUCACGGUGUAUGACAAGACCGGAAAUGCAGGCAGCUCCAUCGCUGCAGCAGGUUCCGACAACGACGAGGACAAUGAAGAUGGCGAAUGCCUCUACGCUACGGUGGACGAUCAGGAUAGAGUGUAUAUAGCGAGGGUAAGGCGUUGGUCCAGCGUAAUAUCUUUGACUAGGUAUACUCUUGAGGGUACGGAGCUCCUUGAAGAUGUGGCCUUUGGGGAAAUCCCCAUUCCACACCAGAUUGAUAUGGCUUGUUGGUGUUAUGUGGUCACUUUAACGCCUAAAAUGCUUGUCUUUGCUAAUGACUGUUUUCUGUAUUUCAUAGAGCUUUUAGAGUAAUUUGGGAUUUGUUCUACUCAUCCAUCGAAUAAAACCACUUUAAACUGCACGGAUUAUAUAUAAUGACUAUUAUAGAAAAGGAAUUUCAAUAAUUUCUCUUCUUUCCCGGUGCGUGCUUGUUAGAGCUCUAUGGUCAAUCCCAAAAAAUGUUUUUAAAACUAAACCAGUCCUGUAUGGCGCAGUUAGAAGGCUGCUCUUGACCAAUUAAAAUGCCUCCCAUUAAUGGACUCGCAUCAAUCGCUUAUCGAUGUACACUAAUUUAAAACUACCUUCUGAUACCAAUAUGAAUAAUAAUACCGUGAUAGGAUGAUAUGGUUAUAAGUAGUUUACCAUAUUUCUGAAGUCUCUAAACUGUUUACAUGACUAACAUUUAAUAACAAUACAAUAUUUCAUACUGUUAUAUUUUCAAUAUGCAUUUGACGAGACUAUGGUGAAUUUCUUUGAUCAAAGUAUCCUUAUACAAUCAUAUAUUUCAUGUCAAUAGGAGUAUAAAAAUAUAUCAAAUCUUAUAGUAUUAGUAGAUCAUCGCCAAAUUUUCACUUUUGUUUAUAUUUUCAAGGGGCAAUCUGAAAGAGAAUCUUUCGAUUUUGUGGUUAAUUCUUUUUUUUUCACUUAAAGGAUUAUCAAGUCUGAUGAUUCUAUACAAACAUGCUCAUGACUCAUUAAAAGAAGGAAUUCUCUCCUGUUUUACAAUGACAGCUUUCAUUCAUAUUUUAUGUGAAGAAAGUAAUUUCGUAUCGUUCUUAUUUCUUAUCAGAAGUUUGAUUCUACUUUAAUGUUUUACUGUAAAGGCAACUUUCACUAAUUUUAUAAAUAGUGUUUGUAUAUUGCAAUCAUUGUCCUUAGUUUUCACAUCAGUGUUUCUAUUUUUAAUACUUUUAUGUUGUAUGACAAUUUUUGUUACUAUUUAAUAACACCUUUCAUUUGUAAUACGUAUGAAAAGAAUAUGUUUUGUUUUAAAAAUCAGUGUACAAAGCUAAACGAGAAGACAACUCAUGAGGGUGGCCUGAUUAAAUCAAUAAUUCAAUUUUGUCUAAGAUUUUACAAAUGACUAUGAUUACAUAUUUCACUUUAUUAAUUCAUCAUUUCUCAGUUUCUGUAGGAGUAUUAUCCUUUAAUUAGCUAUGAAAUCAUAUUUCCAUAUUUUAAAUCUCACCCUUCGUGACAACCAAACUACUUUGUCAUCCUAAUGAGAUAAACCACCUGCGGUAGUUUUGAUCGUUGCUUUGUUUUUUCUGCCAGUAGAACAUAACAUAUUUUGAUUAAUGAGCUAUGCACGUUAAGAUGUUAAAGACCGACCAGAAUGGUCGAGCAGUAAAGAUUGCGCCUCAUGAAUGGAAGGUCGUAGAUUCGAUCCUCGACGGGACUGAAAACUUAUGCCGUCUUCAGGCGCUGGACAUUGCAAUUCAUAAUUAGAAUUAGACCUCAGACUCUUUAUUUGCACGUACAUUUUUAAUGGGAACUCCAAGUUAUUACUUGGCACGUUGAUUUGUGAUGACAUUGUGGAUAAUUAAUUAUAUACCGUGUGUCUAAAAAAAACGUAACACUUUUCAAAUGGUUGCCAAAUUGAGCAUAUAUUAUUUCAUGAAAAAAUGUCAAUAUGUAUGGAAAGCUAAAGGACCAACCUUUCAUAUGAAAUG
This is a messenger RNA of Lytechinus variegatus (green sea urchin), 3644 nucleotides long. RefSeq lists its product as uncharacterized. The record is from RefSeq and is a predicted model, not a curated record. Gene Ontology annotation, molecular function: ubiquitin-protein transferase activity. Lineage: Eukaryota; Metazoa; Echinodermata; Echinoidea; Temnopleuroida; Toxopneustidae. Gene Ontology annotation, biological process: positive regulation of DNA-templated transcription. Gene Ontology annotation, cellular component: nucleoplasm; chromatin. The coding region runs from base 772 to 2004 and encodes 410 amino acids. The transcript has 3 exons.